Molecule: messenger RNA, 309 nt
Organism: Adineta ricciae
Lineage: Eukaryota; Metazoa; Rotifera; Eurotatoria; Adinetida; Adinetidae
Source: the annotation of a GenBank genome assembly
AUGAAUAAAAUGGCAGCAGGCGCUUGUUUUCCUGGAUCCUGUGCCGGCUUCCAAGUUGAUCUUGACGAUCCGGGUCCACCGUACGAUGAGCGCAUUUUGUACAGAAAUUGUUCUUGUGUUAUUCAAGAGCAAAUUGGACCGGGAUCUUCGAAGUCAACAUGGAAAGCUACUUUAGAUCCUGGCAAGAAUUUGCCCUGUUCAAACAGUGGUCUUCAACGCAACGGCAAUGAAAUUGAAGUGAAAUCAUCAGCAGGUGCUGAAGGCAACGGACAAGUGCCACAGCAAUCCAACAAUGAACAAAAGAAAUGA